Pelobates fuscus (common spadefoot toad) is the source of this 2330-nucleotide messenger RNA. It is a transcript of the gene KCTD9, whose product is annotated as potassium channel tetramerization domain containing 9. The transcript is spliced from 12 exons. Gene Ontology annotation, molecular function: protein binding. Gene Ontology annotation, biological process: protein homooligomerization. Lineage: Eukaryota; Metazoa; Chordata; Amphibia; Anura; Pelobatidae. Bases 62 to 1243 code for a protein of 393 amino acids. The record is from RefSeq and is a predicted model, not a curated record.
UCAGCUCCCUUUCCCUCUUCCGGGUCUGCUGCGCUGAUUGCCCAGAGUUGAAGGAGAGAGUAUGAGGAGAGUCACCCUGUUUGUUAAGGGAAGUGCCAGGCAAGGGAAGGUGCUGCCUGUCAAUGGAUCGCUUCCUAAUCUGCUGUUUGUGGCCAGUGCUAAGUUUGGAAUCCAAGCAACAUGUUUAUACAAUGAGAGAGGUGGAGAGAUAGAUGACAUUGACCUGAUCAGAGAUGAUGAUGUUUUAUACGUGUCCGGGGAAGAACCUCUUGCAGAUCCAACAACUGAUCCUAUGAAUGAGCCCAUGAUUAUGGAGCCGCUAACUGGAAGUCACACAGACUGGCUGACGCUCAAUGUAGGGGGACGUUAUUUCACUACAGCACGGAGCACUCUGGUCAGUAAGGAGCCAGACAGCAUGCUGUCUCACAUGUUCAGUGACAGAGAAGCCUGGGGGAAUAAGCGUGAUCACAGAGGGGCGUUCCUGAUUGAUCGUAGUCCAGAAUACUUUGAACCAAUACUGAACUACCUACGUCAUGGACAGUUAAUUGUCAAUGAUGGAGUGAACCUGUUGGGGGUCCUGGAAGAAGCUAAAUUUUUUAACAUAGUUUCCUUGAUUGAACACCUGGAGUUGUCAAUAAAGAAUUCACAGCCAGCAGACGAUCACUCUCCCAUCUCUCGUAAGGAAUUUGUGCGAUUUCUUCUUGCUACUCCAACAAAAUCAGAACUGCGAUGUCAGGGUCUGAAUUUUAGCGGAGCUGACUUGUCCCGUCUGGACCUGCGAUAUAUAAAUUUCAAGAUGGCAAAUCUAAGUCGCUGUAACCUUACUCACGUCAACUUGUGUGGAGCUUGCUUGGAGCGUGCAGACCUGUCUGGAUCUGUGUUGGAUGGAGCCAAUCUCCAGGGCGUGAAGAUGCUAUGCUCUAAUGCGGAGGGUGCCUCAUUGAAAGGCUGUGAUUUUGAAGACCCAUCUGGCCUGAAAGCAAAUUUAGAAGGUGCGAAUUUGAAGGGUGUUGAUAUGGAAGGCAGCCAGAUGACUGGGAUAAACCUUCGGGUUGCAACCCUGAAAAAUGCCAAACUGAAGAAUUGCAAUCUGCGUGGCGCCACAUUGGCAGGAACUGACCUGGAGAACUGUGACCUUUCUGGGUGUGAUCUGCAGGAAGCCAACCUCCGCGGUUCCAAUGUCAAAGGUGCCAUAUUUGAAGAGAUGCUGACCCCACUGCACAUGUCUCAGAGUGUUCGAUAGACACAAUGCUUGUUGGUUUAUCACACAAGCCCCUGACAUCAGAUAAUGUGAGAGGAGGAAACUGAUAUAUUUAUAUAUUUUUAGUUAACCAGAUCAGUAAUCGUUCCAAGCUUUCACUGAUUUACUGCAAAAAGAAACUCCUCCAUUGCAUUAUUCUGCACAGCAGAUGGGUGCCUUCUAGUGUACACAAAUGGGUGAAAGAUACUUGUGUUCACAUGUCUCCUGGUGCUACCACUGUAUCCACAGCACAGCUUGUUUGGGUCGGAGUGUCCUACAUGUGUCACUUGAUGGUGUAAAUAACUGAGUUGGUAUUUUAUAUGCAAAUUGGUGUACUAGGUACACGUUCGCGGACAUACAUAAAAGCACAGGAGUAUUAUGUGGUUACAAUGGUUUAAACUGGUUGGCUACAGACUGUUCUUCGUUAAAAUUGACAGUGCCGUUUCAUCACGGGCAGACAAGAUUUUUAAAAGAAUCUUCCCUUAACUUCCCUGGCAUUCUGUAUCCGAAUGUCACCUGACAUCCGAUAUUUUGUCCACACCUUAGUAGUAAAUGAGCUUGAGCAUUUUUUUUUUUUCAAGCUUCGUACAUGUAUUGGAAGAUUAUAAUGAUAUGGUGAUUGGAAUAUACACAUGAGUGCAAACACAAAUACCAUGGGGCAGGGAUGAGCUGUCACUGGCUGUCCAGUUGCUGUGGAAAGUGACUCCCACUGCUCUCAGCCUACAACAUCAGCAGUGUUAAUGGAUGCUAAUCCCUGCUGUAUGCUCACAACAGCACAAAUUGUUUCACGCAUGUUUUUAAACAUAUUGAUUAAAAAGCCAUUUUAUUUAAAUGCACUCUGUAACAAUGCAUUCUGAGUGCACUCACUCGCACUGAUCUGCUUGCUUUUACCAGUGGUUAUAUAAUGGGGUUCGAUCUAUAUCCUGACGGCUUUCAAUAGUUAAAAUCUAUUUAUCUUGCAUUAUUCAUAUUUGCCAGCAAUAUACCUGGCACAGUGUAUAAGUGAUGACAAAUUGUGUUCUGUAAAGGGCACACCAUACAUUUUUAGGAUGACCGGUGCCUUUAUAAGUAGCAUCAGCUGAUCCUGUGU